AUGGCUAACGUGGACGUCAAUUUCGUGGAAAGCUUUAGGCAUCAACUUGGUGAAAGAGAUGGUAUCUUGUCUUAUGAGGAGGCAAUCGUGCAAGUGUCUGGGCAACGGCUGCUCGGACCUCAACAAAAGCCGCUCAAAAGCAACCGGCCGAAGGGUGAUGUGUGCCUGAUCGACUUACCCAUCAGGGACCUACAUUCACAUGGUGGCAAACUUGAACAGUUUGUGGACAUUAUCCAAAAUCAUCCUGUCGAGGGAGAGAUUAGCAUCAAUGCCGACUUCCUUGACAAUCUCUUGUACAAGCAUGCUGUCCAAGCCAAAUACUCAGCUCUUCCCAAACCAUUCUGCUUGAAGGCAGAGCCCAAAGUUCCAUAUAGCAUGCAGUUUGUCAUCGUGCCGUCCUAUCUUCCUCCUGAUGAAGAUCAUGCCUAUGUCGACAUCUUCAAGCACGUUUACCUUCACAAGAACAAGAUCCUCAGCAGUGAAUGCAUCUCCUGUUGUCACGGAAUUCCUGUUCGCUUUGACUGGGGCUCUCAGGUUCGUCUCGGCCUCACAGGUAUGAACUGCAUGCUGGAUCGCGUCGGAGGCAUGCAGGUGCGAUUGUGGACAAUUCAGCCCAAGUUCGAAAAGAAGGUGACUUUAGAUCAGACUGCUCGUGAGGCAGGGUAUCAUGUCAUUCGAGACCAUGGUCCGCGCUCCAACAACAGGAAUCAGUUCAUGGAGUGGACCGAUGAGCAGGUUCAUCUUGCCGGUGGCCCCUUGGAAGGAUGGCAUGAAGGAAAGGUCAAGGAAGCUCUGCACAAUUACUAUUGCGGGCGGCAAAAUGCCAAAACUUUAGAGUAUUGGCCCCUGACCUUGAAGAGUUUCAGUGCAUGGUUCCUAGAUGAUGUGAUUGUGCACAUGCUACCCUCCAUGCGACAGCACUCAAUCACUUGGAUUGGACGCACCCGCGUCGGCAAGUCGGUUGGUUCCAAAACAAUCCUCUUCGCACAGUCCCGCUUUGAGAUCACUGAAGCAGACCGAACUGACUUGACCCCAUCCAUCGUGACGGCCAAACAUUUGGAUUUCUUCAAAGCCGAACCCAUUACGAAAUUCAAACCAGGUGUCUUCGACGAUGGCAUGUUGCAGCGCAUGGACAGCAGCUUUCUCAAAGCCUUCUUGAAUCCAUCGGCUUCUUGGCUUCCAAUGGAAGAGGAUGCGACUGUGUGGGCUCGCUAUUCAUCUGCUCAGUUUGAUCAAGGAGCUGGACGUCACGCUUGCAACAAUCCGUACAAUGAUGUGGUCGAGGAACAGCUUUUCCAAGAGAUGCAGAAGAAAGGGGCCAGCAGCAUUUCUCAUAAGGAUUUCCUCGACAUCAUCGCUCCUUCCUUCACCGCCGUCGAAGACAAAGAGGACAUGGCCGCAAUCCUGGCGCGGACCCAUGUCAUUCUCCUCACAGAGAACGGAGUAUAUCACUGCGUCUCCAACACGCAGAAGGUGGAUGUGCCAUUCAUCCAAUGGCCUGAGGCCUCCAUCAAAGAUAUCUUGGCUGCAGAGCACAAGCCGAUCUUCAAGGCAUACAGACAAAAUCCUUCUGGACAUUCUUUGCCCGAGAACUAUCAUGCUGAUGCCAUUUGGUCCCAAGAACUACUUCGCAAGCUAUUGAAUGGUGAAUCAGUGCCACGAACUAUUUCGAUUCGGAUGGGCAACCUGUUCUCCGCAGAAGUCUCGGAAGUACAGCAAGCACCACGUUUACUGCCUGCGUCCGAGAUGGCCACCAAAGUGAAGAAAGAACGUGAGGUGAACUUCUUCAAAAACCUCAAGCGCUCAAACUUUGGCAUCAUUGACCUCGACAGCCCCUCGCCUCCAAAGCGGGUCCGUUCGACAUCGGCCCCUUCAGUCCCCAACCCAGACGAUCUGCCCGGGAUGUCCGUGGAGAACGAAUUUCCUGAAGUUGAAGAGACAGAUGAAUUCAAGAUUGAACCUGAAAAGAUGGUAGAGUUGGAGAUGAUGGAAGAUGCCGAUGCCUUUUACAACGCAGAGAAGUGA
Messenger RNA from Cladocopium goreaui, 2025 nucleotides. The record is from the annotation of a GenBank genome assembly. NCBI's taxonomy places the organism in Eukaryota, Dinophyceae, Suessiales, Symbiodiniaceae.